Aspergillus fumigatus Af293 is the source of this 708-nucleotide messenger RNA. Its product is annotated as putative short-chain dehydrogenase/reductase family protein. The record is from RefSeq and is a predicted model, not a curated record. NCBI's taxonomy places the organism in Eukaryota, Fungi, Ascomycota, Eurotiomycetes, Eurotiales, Aspergillaceae.
AUGGGCUUCGUCUACCCUCAGUUAUUCGUCACCCCUAAGUACCCAACCCAAGAGUUCCCCGGUCGCACUGUGAUUGUGACGGGAGCCAAUGUCGGCCUCGGGCUCGAAGCCGCACGACACUUCUGUCGUCUCGGAGCUGCAAAGGUAAUCCUCGCUGUUCGAAAUACUGCCGCGGGCGAAAUCGCCGAAGAGUCGAUCGAGAAGUCAACCGAUCGACGCGGAAUGUGCGAAGUGUGGGAGCUCGAUCUGGCCUCGUACACAUCCGUCCAGGCAUUCGCAGCACAGGCGUCGCGACAGCUUUCCCGGACAGACAUUCUCGUGGCCAAUGCGGGCAUUGCAACGACACAGUACACUGUCGCCGAGGGACAUGAGCGCAGCCUCACGGUGAACGUCAUCAGCACGGUCCUGCUGGCCAUGCUACUUCUCCCGAAAAUGAGAGAAACCGCGCUGCGGUUCCCGUCUGAAAUACCCCAUCUGUCCGUUGUGACCAGCGAGGUCCAUGCGUGGACGAAUUUGCCCGAAUGGAAAGCGGACGACGUCUUCGCAGCCCUCGACAACGAGACCACUGCGGACCAUGCAAUCGCGCUAUGCGGCCUCGAAGCUUCUGCAGAUUCUGAUUGCACAGGAACUCGCGUCGAAGAUGGCUGGUUCUGGGGUCGUUCUGAACAUGCUCCAGCCUGGGAUGUGUCAUUCGCGGCUGACUCGUGA